Molecule: messenger RNA, 1314 nt
Organism: Rotaria socialis
Lineage: Eukaryota; Metazoa; Rotifera; Eurotatoria; Philodinida; Philodinidae
Source: the annotation of a GenBank genome assembly
AUGGCUGAACGAAAACGUCCAUCGGAGACUGAUAUAUCUCCAAAAGAUAAUUCUAAAAAAGUUAAACUUAUACAAACAACGUUAACGCCUAAUUUAUCAACGCGUCCUUUGUGUAAAUAUGGUGCUAAAUGUUACCGAAAACAUCCGGAUCAUUUAAAAGCUUUUCGUCAUCCAUCAACAGAAAAAAAAGAAGAAGAACAAGACAUUGAUGAUGAUGAUUCAACAUCUAAACCAACUGAUUCUUCUCCUGUACCAUCACCACUUGAAAUAACAACAGCGACGACGACGACGACGAUUAAAAGUCCAUCAUCAUCGUCGUCAAAGAAACAAACAGCAACAUCAAUUAAUGCUACAAUUAGUUUAAUGGAGUUAAUGGAAUUAAGCGGUGAAAACUUACUUUCAAGUGUUUAUGCAAUGGAAUUUCCAACUGAUCUAUACGAAUUUUGGAAGUUUUGUUCAAAUUUAAAGAAGAAUAAUCCACGAGAUGUACUGAAAGAUUUACUUAAUUUGGAAUUGGUCGGUCCGUUUGAAAUCCUUGAUGAUGCUUUAAAAACCUGCAAAACAUUACCAAACAUGCAUUUACAUUAUCGAUAUUAUUAUGAUACACCUGAAUUUAUGACUCUUAUUCGAACACUCGAUAAAUCAAGUCAAUUUCAUAUUGGUUAUUAUAGAGAUUCGCCAGAUGAACUGCCAUCAUUUGUUGCUUCAAAUAAUGCUAGUGAAAAUAAUCGUUCUAAACUUUGUGGAGACAAUAUAUUUGCUGCAGUUUAUUUAUAUGCUCGUGCAAUUCUCAAAUCAAAUAAUAAAGCUGACUUGAAAACUUUUAUAAGUGACCUUGAAAAUUAUGCCAAGAAACAUAAAUUUUCUCUCGAUGAAACAACACCAAAAAUAAAUGCUCGAAAGAAAAAAACCAAUUGCACAUUACUGAAUACCUUGGGAAUGGUAGUUCCAUGUGAAAAUGAUAUUGGUUAUCGUCCUGUUCCAUUUACUAAAGAUCAAUUUAAAAGAGUUUGUGAUAAAUUCUGUAAUAGUACAUCGGAAGAAAUAUGCCAAGCAGCUGAAGAUGAAUUACAAAAUGUUAUAACAUGCAUUCAAUUUGCAAACGACGAAUGUGAUUAUGGUGAAGGUUUAGAAUUCGGUUUAAAUUUAUUUUUAUAUGGUUCAUCAAAACUUCAUUCGCGUGUUAUGAGUCUUUUACCUCUUGGCUACAAAUUACUUCAACGAAAUCUUUAUGCACAAAUAAUAGCAGAUCAUCUAUCAUCAGGUCGUUCGAAUUUAAUUGAAAAUUUAAAUGAAAUAGAAAAAAACAAUUAA